GGUGUGGUGUUGGCACUUGGCAGUCACUAUAUCAUCUCACUGUUCACUAACAUAUUCUGUGCCCUUCAGAGUAAUAGUGCCAUUGCUAUUAUCUCUUCACCAGCUAUAUCUCUUCUUCCUCCACCUGCUGCCAUAUGCUUGUGUAGUCAGUGUUGCAGAAAUGACAAAGAUGAGCAGCAUGAAAGCUGAUGGCAGUGUCCCCAAGAGAAGGAGGCAGGAUGUUCAGAAGGUUGUGGUGUCUUUGAAAGAUCAUAAGGUUGAGCAAGGGCCACCUGCUGACAGUUGGUCCUGGAGGAAAUAUGGGCAGAAACCAAUCAAAGGAUCUCCUCAUCCAAGAGGCUACUACAAGUGCAGCAGUUACAGGGGAUGCCCAGCCAGGAAGCAAGUAGACAAGUGCAGGAAUGAUGCAUCUCUGCUCAUCAUCACCUACACCUCAGAUCACAACCAUGACAACUAUGCUGCUACUACUACAAAUUCAGUCCAAGAACAGGCACAUAAUCCUGACACAAGUGAUCCUCUCAGCAAUGGCAUGUCCCUUGCUGAGGUAGUAACAGUUGCAUCCUCCAAGCUGUCCGGUGAAGAGGAGAGCUGUGACUUCUUUGAUGAGCUUGAGGAGCUCCCAGUGUCUGCAUCUCCCUUGCCAAGCUUAUCUUUCAUGGUCCAAGAGUGCAGCUUCUCUGAUGCAAGAACACUGUUGUAGGGAAAUGCUAAUGGCAAAUUAUUCUAUCAUGACUUUUUUGGGGGUCUAUAUAAUGCAUGUAAGUAGUACUAUGUGCUCAAUUUUAAUAAACUUGGUAAGAUUUAUUAUCUCCAAUCACUUAAUUUUAGGCAUAGAUAUUAUCUUCCCCAUGCAACUUCGAGCACUACUAACAUCUACUGUAACAAUAUAUGUAAAUUCCAUCAGGACUAUGAUAUUAUGAGAGCUCUUUUCAAACAAA
Molecule: messenger RNA, 938 nt
Organism: Oryza sativa Japonica Group (Japanese rice)
Lineage: Eukaryota; Viridiplantae; Streptophyta; Magnoliopsida; Poales; Poaceae
Product: probable WRKY transcription factor 69
Biological process (GO): regulation of DNA-templated transcription
Cellular component (GO): nucleus
Molecular function (GO): transcription cis-regulatory region binding; DNA-binding transcription factor activity
Source: RefSeq, a predicted model, not a curated record